Messenger RNA from Styela clava, 2628 nucleotides. Its product is annotated as beta-1,3-galactosyl-O-glycosyl-glycoprotein beta-1,6-N-acetylglucosaminyltransferase-like. Gene Ontology annotation, molecular function: acetylglucosaminyltransferase activity. Gene Ontology annotation, cellular component: membrane. The record is from RefSeq and is a predicted model, not a curated record. NCBI's taxonomy places the organism in Eukaryota, Metazoa, Chordata, Ascidiacea, Stolidobranchia, Styelidae.
UGAAGGAUUUGACUUACGAUAAUUUUGUUGUAAACAACCAGUUAUGAAGGCGUGACAUAAACUAUGAACAAGGGAUAUGACUCAGAUUUAUUACUAAAUGAAUAUAUUAUCUAUAAAUACGUUGUUAGAAUAAUAGAGAAGUGAUUUAGAUUGAUUCAGAUUUCCUAGUUGUCUUCUCAGCGAUGUGGCAGAACAAAUGUUUAUAUGGCGGGGGGUAGAAUUUCAGCAAAAAAAUGCAUUGAAUUAGCGUGUACUUCUAAUGGUACAAUUUCAGAUAAAGAUGCAAUUGAGAGUAACAAUUAUGAAAAUGGAGACGCUGAUCUUGGCAAAAAACGUACUUUCCAGAACGAAAUUCAUUUAGAUUAGAUUGAGCAUCAGAAAAUCCAAAAACGCCAAUUAUUUGACUGUUGGUGUGUAUAAUGAGAGCCAAAAGUUAUCAAAAAAACUAAGCUGGAGUUGAAACUAAGUGGUGUUUUGUAAGCCCGACGCUUCACCCAGGGAAACAUAAAACCUAAUUCAACGUUCGGGGAUCCCAAUUUUUCUCUGCUCCAAUUUUUGACAACAAUGACAAUUUUGACCACAAUGGUAUUGCAAUCCACUCAUGAACCAAUAUUAUACUUACUGUUGAACAAAACAAUAAAUGUAUACACAAAUAUGGAACAGUAUAGUCAAUGCCGAAAUUGUAAAACCAUGUACAAACUAAUAAAUUGCCAAUGUGGCCCGCCGCUUCAUUAUCUGUGGCCCGCGUCGCAUUCGGGGAGGAAUCAAAAAUCGCAUUCCGUGUUGUUUCGUCAUAAAAUUAACCAAGAAAUCUUUUGACAUAUAUAUAUAUUGUUGCAUCACUAAUGUCACUGAAUUGACUAGUGUUGUGGCUUGCUGAGGCAACUAGCGAAGUUCUUGGCACUAUUGUGGCCCGCGAACAAUGCAAAAGUAAAGCUAUUCUUGUGAAUUUUAUUACAAACCAAAAUCCUUGUCAUGAGUCAUCAAUGAUUAUGAAACAAAUCCGGCGAUCUGUAAUCACUUUGACUAGAACAAAAGAAAGCAAAUUCUAUGAAUUAUAUUUGACGAGGUAGAAAUCACCAGAAUAUAAGUUAUUGCGUUUAUUCUUUUUUCUUUCUUAUACUAUUACUAUACAUAAUGUACUACGAGAGAUAUUGCACGGCUCAAAGGAGACAAAGUCAACAUAUUCUGUUCUUUUGGUGUUGUUAAUAAAAAUAAACGUCGGUGAAUACAUUUGACACCACACAAACCAUGAUUUAUAGAAGCAGUCUUGGGAAUGGUGGCUUUUGUCAAUGUCAACUGUUUCAAUCGUUGAAGUGGCGAUUUGAUUACAAUAAAGCGAGUAAACUAAUGAAGUGGGACUUAUUACGGCUCGGAGGCGUGGCAGUGUUAUUGACAUGCAGUUUUGGAAUUAUAGUUUUAUGGGUUUAUACAGAUUUAGUGAAGUAUGGACGGGAAUGGAUCAGGUUCAGGCCCGGUCGGCUGCUAUUGAGAAAUACGCUAGUCUCUGAAGAUAAGAAUAUUUCAUAUCCAAUCAAUACUUCCCUUCCAAGUUUACCUGCUUCCGCAUUGCCAAUUUUACAAAAUGAAGUUCAAGCAAAAUACAUGAUGCCUACGAAAGACUACUUGACGAGUCUGAGAUUUAUUAAAAGUCGAGCCAUGACACAUGUUGACUGUGACGCUAUAAUGACAGGCGAUGAGACAGCAAUAAAAUUUGCUGAAACCGAAAGAGAAAUACUAUAUUCUGAGAAAAAUGGCACACGGAAAAAUAUGCUGUUGAAUUCAGAUCAAACGGUUGCUAGUUGGGCGGACAAUUGUACUUUAUAUGUGAAAUCACGAAAGUAUAUUACAUCUUCACUGACGUUAGAAGAAGCGGAAUAUCCAAUUGCAUACAUCAUCAGCAUUUAUAAAAAUAUUCAAUCAUUUGAACAUUUGUUGCGGACAAUUUACCAGCCUCAAAAUAUUUAUUGUAUUCAUAUUGAUCAAAAAUCAUUGGCUGAAUUUCAAACUCGAGUCAUGAAAAUUAUAAAAUGUUUUAACAACGUGUUCUUGGCGCAACACAUGACGAGAGUUUGGUACGGUCACUGGACAAUUGUACAAGCUAGUCUCUACUGCAUGGAAGAUCUUAUCAAACGGAAAAACGAUUAUCGGUGGUAUUACGUAAUCAAUACAUGCGGACAAGAUUACCCAACAAAAACUAAUCUUGAAAUUAUCCGAGCGUUGAAAACUUUGCAUGGAUUAAAUAGUGUACCAUCGCGUACCAUUAAGAUCACAGAGGAAAAAUACAGAAGAUUUCAGUUUGUGUACAAUCAUUCAAUGAAUAUUGAUAUCGACCAUGGAGGAUUAUAUAAAACAGAUGUUAAAAAGAAACCCCCGCCUCACAACAUUCAACCGUUCACUGGAAAAGAUUAUUUUGUAUUCAAAAGAGAAGCUGUUGAAUAUUUAUUAACAGAUCAAAGAGUUUUUGGAUUUCCUUGAAUGGGCAAAAGAUACAAAAAUACCGGACGAAACAGUUUGGGCAACAUUGCAACGAAUGCAUCCACGAUUACCCGGCAGCACACCACCUGAUAAAAAAUACGACACUUACAGUGGAAAUACCCUCUCUAGAACAAUACAAUGGCAAGGUCC